CACAGCUCCCAGAGCCACAUAUCUGACAUUUUACAACAAUCCUUUCCUACAGGGACCGUCCCCACCCCCUCUGCUCUUAUAGCACGGCACGGCUCGCCUCUCUGCCAGCCCCGGCCCUCCCUCCUCCAGGGCUGCCUGAGCCGGUGUUUGAUUGGAUUAGAGUCGGCUAGCCUUUGCCCUCUAACCCCGUUGAUGUUGGCUGGCUGCUUCCUGCUCCCUCCGCUCCCCCUUACCGACUGGCGAAGCCUGCCGAAGCCGCACGGCGGAGCGCCUUGCACGGACACAGCAGACCGGGGCGAGCCGCUGAGUUACAGCCACACCGGAGCCACGACGCACAUACGGGCAGGCGGACGACAAAAAACGACACAACCAUGCGGAGGAAAUCGAGGAUAUUGUUAUGUUUUGCGGUGCUGUGGGUGCUGGGAAUAGCCUACUACUUCUACUCGGGGACAGCGUUGAGUCGAAAGGGGACCGGAUCUUUGAUGUUCAGCCCCUCAGCUGUUGAGCCCCCUUCCUGGAGAUCUCAGGAUGAUUGGGGCUCCAGUGACUCAUCCAGUAGAAACAAAGCUCACAACUCUGACGACAAGGCUAACAGCCUGGAGACUCUGCCACCAGGUAAGGUACGCUGGCAGGAUUUUGACCAGGAUCUGUACGUUGGAGCCACGGUGGUUCGACCAGGUCAGGACCCGUACGCCAGGAACAAGUUCAACCAGGUGGAGAGCGACAAACUUCGUAUGGACCGAGCUGUGCCCGACACAAGACAUGACCAUUGCAGACACAAACAGUGGAAGUCAGACCUGCCAGCUUCCAGUGUGGUCAUCACCUUCCACAAUGAAGCUCGCUCUGCUCUGCUGCGGACUGUGGUCAGUGUCUUGAAAAAAAGUCCUCCUCACCUGGUCAGAGAGAUCAUUUUGGUUGAUGACUACAGUGAUAACCCGGAGGACGGAGCGCUGCUGGGGAAGAUUGAGAAAGUGCGCGUGUUGAGAAACGACCGCAGGGAAGGUCUGAUGCGUUCAAGGGUUCGCGGUGCAGAUGCUGCCACCGCGCCGGUCCUCACCUUCCUGGACUCCCACUGUGAAUGUAAUGACCACUGGCUAGAGCCGCUACUGGAGAGAGUGGCAGAGGAUAAGACCAGAGUAGUUUCUCCUAUAAUUGAUGUCAUCAACAUGGACAACUUCCAGUACGUAGGAGCCUCGGCUGAUCUGAAAGGAGGUUUUGACUGGAAUUUGGUGUUUAAAUGGGACUAUAUGACUCUGGACCAGAGACGAGCCAGACAAGGCAACCCCAUCGCCCCCAUAAAGACUCCUAUGAUAGCAGGAGGUUUAUUUGUCAUGGAUAAGGACUACUUUGAGCAGCUGGGGAAGUAUGACAUGAUGAUGGAUGUAUGGGGUGGAGAAAACCUGGAGAUCUCGUUUCGUGUGUGGCAGUGUGGUGGCAGUCUGGAGAUCAUCCCGUGCAGCAGAGUUGGCCAUGUCUUCAGAAAGCAACAUCCAUACACCUUCCCUGGGGGCAGCGGGACUGUGUUUGCAAGGAACACACGGAGAGCAGCAGAGGUGUGGAUGGAUGAGUAUAAAAACUUCUACUAUGCUGCUGUCCCCUCAGCGAGAAACGUCCCCUACGGAAAUAUCCAGAGUCGUAUGGAGAUGAAGAAGAGAUUAGGCUGUAAGCCGUUCAAAUGGUACCUGGAGAAUGUCUACCCUGAACUGCGGGUCCCAGAUCACCAGGAUAUAGCGUUUGGAGCGUUGCAGCAGGGGGGAAACUGUCUGGACACGCUGGGUCAUUUUGCUGAUGGGGUGGUGGGCGUCUAUGAAUGCCACAAUGCAGGGGGAAACCAGGUAGCGUUACCACGACGACUUAUACAGGAAUGGGCCCUGACCAAGGAUAAGUCAGUCAAACACAUGGACUUGUGUCUGACUGUGGUGGACAGAACAGCCGGCUCCCUCAUCAAACUACAAGGUUGUCGAGAGAACGACAGCAGACAGAAAUGGGAGCAGAUUGAGUCCAACUCAAAGCUUCGUCAUGUGGGCAGUAACCUCUGUCUGGACAGCCGCAGUGCCAGGAUGGGUGGACUCACUGUGGAGGUCUGCAGCCCCAGCCUCAACCAACAGUGGAAGUUCACCCUCAAUUUACAAUCAUAGGGGGCGCUGCAGACCCCGGGAAGAGUUGGACAAUGGAUAGAGACACCAACAGACUCUGAGACACGGUUAAGAAGAUGGAUGUAGACUCGAGGAGAAAGACAAACUUGACGGAUAAAUCGAUCCUUCUUGCUCCUCCUCCUCCUCCUCCUCCUCCUCAGUCAGAGGUGCAGCCAGUCAUGUCUAUACCCCUCUCCCCCACCUCACCCCUCCCUGAAAAAAAACAAAGAGCCACGCCCACUGGGGGAGGGGCUUGUAGACCAUAAUGGCGUUAACAGGAAACUGACUGUAUUUGGUGGCUGGAUGGUGAUGGUGAUGAUCAUGAUGAGGAUAAAAGCGAUGAAGAGGCUUUCCAUCCAAACUACAUACCUCAGUGUUUUUUCAUUGAUGGUUCCAGAGGCAAAUGAUGUGUGAAAUCUUUAUUUUUUCUCUCUUAUACUUUCUUUAAUGCUGGUGAAAUAGAACUCUUUGAUGUUUUUACUUUGUAAUUAUUUUAUUUUCUUAUUAAUAUUUUUUAUUUCUUACUGUUAAUUCUCUGUGGAAGUUUGCAGGAGCUUUUUUUUUGUUAUUGUUGUUGUUCUUGAAAGAAUCGGAUGUUGUCACAACUCUCCGUUGCUCUCUCAUUGUUGUUUUUCCACACUGAGCUAGAGCCUGCAAAGGCAGACGGAGGCUUCAGGUUGUGGUUUCUGUGAGGUUUGGUUGUUUAGAGUGUCGUAAACGGAAGAAAAGGACUCUAUUCCCCGAGCUUUUCCUCUCGUUUAAUCUCAUUGGUUUACAGGAUCAACAGAGAAGAGAGAGGAGGUGGAGAGAAAGAUGCUGUGUUCUGCUUGGUUUUUCUCUACAGUUUUUUUUUUUUUCCUACAAAUUGGGUCUGAAGUCUCUGCACUUGGGGAGGGGAAGGGGUUAAUAAGGAGGAGAUUCCCUGUUGGCGCUCGGGCCUGACUCCAGUUUGACCUGGGAAGCGGAGUUCCUGAGGAACUGCGGGAGUGUCUCGAAGCCCACCCUGAGGAUUGACUGUUUGUCUUCAGGCUGUAGCACUGGCUGCUGCAGCAUCCUCGCUUCCACACCAUUAUGUCUCUAAAGAAACAAUACACAGAAAGAAAAAAAAAAAAAAGAAAAAUUGAACCAAAUUUCAACAGGACUUGUUUAGUGUUUCAGGAAUACCAGAGGAGCGAGUAGAUGUAUUUUCUUUACUGGUUCAGUUCAUACAUCUUCUCUGUCUGUAUUGCCAUUAUAGGAGGGUUACUGUCUUAUAAUCACACCCAAACUGGAUUUUAGGAGUUUCAUGUUGCAGCUUCUUCUCUAUAGCUAACAGGUGUUGGCUGCAAACAGAUAAUCGUGACAUUUAUAAUAUCACCACCAUGAGAUGCCACAUCUUUUACAGUUCUGUUACCAUAAACAUGAGUGAGAUGGUUGUUUUCCCACUUUUUAACAUCCCUGCCUGCACUGGGCUGGCAGUAGAAGGACAAACGAGUGUUCAUAUGUGGCUAAUGUGAGGAAUAAUAAGGAGGAGCUGUAACAAAGUAAAACCUUGCUUAUUUCAGCUUGUGAACAGAUCAGAGAUUGACCGUUAUUAGCUUAUUGCAGACAGUAUGUAAUAAGUAGUAAAUAACAAGAGUUGUACAGAAAUGCCAAAAAAAGUUUUAGGUAAUUUAGAAACCGUUACCAUUAAUAUAUCAGACAGCAAUGACAAUGAUUGAUGCUGAAUUCAAUGAUGAAUUGAUUUUCAUGCUAUAAAAUGUACUGCUUGGUCUCAGUCACAAUUCUUUGAUUCUUUUAAAAACAAAAAAAUAUAUAAGAGAAUUGUAUGAAGAGAGUAUUUAAACUCUCAGAUAUUGAUAUCGGUAUCUGCCUCAAAAAUCAAGUAUUGGUUAGGAUGUAGAAUAGAUCUCAUGCAGAAAAGUCUCGUUUAAAAAGUCCUGACCAGUCAAACUGUAUGAAAUGUGCACGCACAUACAUACUGAAGAGUUUUUUCUAGCUGCAAGUAUCGCCAACAAGGUCCUGCAGUUUGACUCAGCCAGUGUUGUUUUGCAUCAACAUAUUUUCUUUGUUCAUUGUGCCUGUUAGACAAGCCAUCUGUUCAGAAGUUUUAAACUGCAAUAAACAAGGUUUUACAGUUUGUACUAUUUCUGCUUGACGUGCGCAGGCUUUUCUGACUACACAAGCAGGACUGUUCAGCUUUUGCUGAUACAAAGUACAAAUAUGAACACUUUUCUUGGGGUUAUUUUGGCGAACGACUUUUCUUCAGCGGAACAACACUCUCAUUUAUGUUUUGUAAUGUAUUCUUCAAACUGGAUGUCACCAAACAGCAUUGUGCCACUUCUUAGUUUCAUGUUACUUGAUAGUGUUACUGACACCAUUUACGGUACAUGUAUCUGUUUUCAAGUCUACUUGAUGCUUGUUGUGUAACUUAUACACCACCAGCCUCUCCUGGUCUUCAUCAUCAGUUCAUAUUCACUGCUAUUAUACACCGUUUCUGUUAGUCAUUGAUGAGUAAUGACAGUGGAGUUUGGGGAAAUUGAUUUUGAUUAAAUUUGAGGCGACUCAUCACUUGGCAGCUUUGAGGCAACUACAUUAACACGAACAUCUCUGAACAGAUAUACUGUGUUACAGAAAUUGCCUAAAAAUCACAUCCUCUAUUUUCUAGUUGACUCUAGAAAGAAUUUGCUGCCUCAAGUGUUCUUUAAUGUCAAAUAUUCCUUUUCUCCUCUCUCUCUCUCUCUCACAAACACACACUCACAUUCUUAUAAAUGUUCCAUAGAUUUUUUUUUUUUUACUUUUACUGAGCUAUCAAAUCUGACAAAGACAGCUGCUCAUGUUUGCUGUGCUGUCAGUUUUCUUGUUUUCUGCCAUUUUGUUCCUUUGAAUGCCUUGUCUUAUACAUUCAUCCAACUGUAAGCGAAGUGAAAUGAGUUGAGAAGGUCGGCUGAAACUGCAGCUGGUUGAAAAGCCUAUCCUGUGACUUGAUAGGUUGCUGCAUUGUGCUGCGAGGCACAGGACCCGCGGGUAUGAGGCCAGAGUGGGACUCGCCCGUAGGCGAGCGUAGAUGUGAGGAAAGUUGUGUGUUGCCAUGGUGACCAGACUCAAAGGCCCAAAUCUGAUUUAGGGUUCAAAUACUGGAAAAGGUGUUUUGAAAGUGCUCAAGAGAAUGAAAGUUCUUUUUAUUUGUCUUAAUUUCUAAAGAAUGUUGCAAAACAAUAAUUGUAAAUGUUGAUGAGUUGGUUGGAAUUUAAGUUGAUUGUGCAGCCAGUGUGACCUAACAGUCAAAUCACAGGUAGAGUACACAACACUAAAAGACAGACACUCAGUCCAUCAUUCUAGUGGACCAAGUGUGUGAAGAUGGCAGCCUCCUGAUUCACAUUUCCCCUGGACCGCUACACGAUGCAGCACACAUGUAACCCGAAUCCUUCAAACUGGCUGAAACAAAAGACAGUUUAAAAAUGAAAGCAAAAGGUGUAUUUUACAUGUGUGUGCAGGAAUGCUUCCAUCUUUUCACACAAGGAGAGUUAUUGUAUUAUCUGGGAUAGUUUGGGUGCAGGUAGUAUUGUUUUUAAUAGUUGUUCAUUCACAUCUCCCUCACUAGUACGAGAAGAAUCUGUCAUGUCUCAAUCUGGUCAUGGGCUAGAUAAAUAAAUACAGGACACUCAUAAGUUGGUGUCAUUUUACCGACUUCCAGUCGUGUGGUGUGACCACAACAACUCUAAAGUAUUUAUGUAAGUUCUAGGACGUCUUCAUUUUCGAAUUAAAUUUUCAUUCAAAGCAUCUGGUUCACCAAACAUGUCCGUAAAGGUUUGUAGUGGUGUGUAGCGCCCUCUACUGUUGCUUAUUUUGGUGGUAACAAUUAGAGAACCAGAAAAGGAAAGAAAAAAGGACUCAAGGUUGUAAACUUAUGAUGCACCCCACCAGAGUUUCAAACUUUUUUCUUUGCAUUCUCUUUGUGUUUGGUUCUUUCUUUUGUUUUAUAAACUGUUAAUUCAGCCCUGCUAAUGUGGCCGGGCUGGAAAAAAAAGCCUUUUUACGCCACAGAACAGGCUUUUGAACCAAACUGCACACACCUGAGUGACCAUGGCAACACUGUCUGCUACUAUGGUUCAGAUAUGUUGUUUAAAGCCUUUUCUUUUUGAACCAGUCUUAUUCUUGUGAAGAUGAAAAGUUUGCUAUUUUAUUUUCUAUUAUUUUUAUGUUAUACACAGAUGAUAAUGACUGUAAUAAUUAAGUAGUCCAGCACCUGAUUUUGAUUGGAUGAUUAAAUGUUUACAUCUUUAGCACAA
Messenger RNA from Thunnus maccoyii (southern bluefin tuna), 6406 nucleotides. It is a transcript of the gene galnt2, whose product is annotated as UDP-N-acetyl-alpha-D-galactosamine:polypeptide N-acetylgalactosaminyltransferase 2. The record is from RefSeq and is a predicted model, not a curated record. The transcript has 17 exons. Gene Ontology annotation, cellular component: Golgi apparatus. Lineage: Eukaryota; Metazoa; Chordata; Actinopteri; Scombriformes; Scombridae. Bases 372 to 2138 code for a protein of 588 amino acids.